CCUUUAAGAGCGGCGGGACCGGCAGAGCCUCCGCCUCUCUGUCCGAGGAGCGCCGGGCGGUCACCUGGGGCUGUCGGACAGCCAGAUCUUGCUGUGGUACUGGCGCGCUUGCCUGAGGAGUUGGGAGACAGACCCCGUCGCGAGGUGCUGCGGAACGGUCUCCCAGCGGCUCUCUGCUGCGGAAGAUGCAGGAGCGCAUCUGGGCGUUGCUGCUGCUGCUGCUGCUGCUACCGCCGCCGCUGUGUGGCGGCCCCCCGGACAGCCCGCGCCAGGAACUAGAGCCUGAGCGCGGGCCUCUGCAGCCCUUCGACCUGCUCUACGCCAGCGGCGUGGCUGCCUAUUACAACGGGGACUACGAGCAAGCGGUGCGCGACUUGGAAUCGGCGCUGCUCAGCCACCGGCGCCUGCGGGAAGUCCGCACGCGCUGUGCCCGCCACUGCGCCGUGCGCCGCCCUCUCGUGCCCCCCGGUGCCGGCCCCGGGGCUGAGCUGCCCUUCUUUCGCGCCUUGCUGGAGCGGGCGCGCUGCUACCGCAGCUGUGAGACCCAGCGCCUCGGGGGACCCGCGUCCCGACACCGCGUCAGCGAGGAUGUGCGCAGCGACUUUCAGCGCAGAGUGCCCUACAACUACCUGCAGCGGGCCUACAUCAAGCUUAACCAGUUGCAAAAAGCAGUGGAAGCUGCUCACACUUUCUUCAUGGCCAAUCCCGAGCACAUGGAAAUGCAACAGAACAUUGAGAAUUACAGAAUGAUGGCUGGUGUGGAAGAGUUCCAGCUGAUAGACCGAGAAGCCAAACCUCACCUUGAGAGCUACAGUGCAGGCGUUAAACACUAUGAGGCUGAUGAUUUUGAAGUGGCUAUCAAGUACUUUGAACGAGCUUUACGAGAAUAUUUCAGUGAAGAUGCGGAGUGCAGAACUUUAUGCGAAGGGCCUCAGAGAUUUGAAGAGUAUGAGUACUUAGGGCAUAAAGGGGGUCUUUAUGAAACUAUUGCAGAUCACUACAUGCAGGUGCUGGUUUGCCAGCAUGAGUGUGUGAGGGAGCUUGCCACCCGCCCUGGCCGCCUCUCGCCCAUUGAGAACUUCCUUCCUCUGCAUUAUGACUACCUACAGUUUGCCUACUACCGAGUUGGUGAGUAUGUGAAGGCCUUGGAGUGUGCCAAGGCCUACCUCCUGUUCCACCCAGAUGAUGAGGAUGUCCAAGACAAUGUGGAUUACUAUGAGAGUCUAUUAGAUGACAGCAUUGACCCAGAAUCCAUUGAGGCCAGAGAGGACUUAAUUAUGUUUGUGAAACGACAUAAACUUGAAUCUGAACUGAUAAAAUCAGCUGCAGAGGGACUGGGAUUUUCAUACACUGAACCAAAUUAUUGGAUCAGAUAUGGAGGACGACAGGAUGAGAAUAGGGUCCCUUCAGGAGUGAAUGUAGAGGGGGCAGAAGUUCAUGGAUUAUCAAUGGGGAAAAAGUCAUCGCCCAAGAUAGAUCGAGAUCUAAGAGAAGGUGGCCCUCUGCUCUAUGAGAACAUCACUUUCGUCUACAACUCAGAGCAGCUGAACGGGACCCAGAGGGUUCUCCUGGAUAAUGUCCUAUCAGAGGAGCAGUGCCGGGAGCUCCACAGCGUGGCCAGUGGAAUCAUGCUUGUUGGUGAUGGCUACAGAGGAAAAACUUCACCCCAUACGCCCAAUGAAAAGUUUGAAGGUGCAACUGUCCUGAAAGCGCUCAAAUUUGGUUAUGAGGGCCGAGUCCCACUGAAGAGUGCACGUCUGUUUUAUGACAUCAGUGAGAAGGCUCGAAAGAUUGUAGAGUCCUAUUUCAUGCUGAAUUCAACCCUUUAUUUUUCCUAUACACACAUGGUUUGCCGAACAGCCCUGUCUGGUCAACAGGAUAGAAGAAAUGACCUCAGUCAUCCCAUCCAUGCUGAUAACUGCCUGUUGGAUCCAGAAGCCAACGAAUGCUGGAAGGAGCCUCCUGCUUACACUUUCCGGGACUAUAGUGCUCUCCUGUAUAUGAAUGACGACUUCGAAGGAGGAGAAUUCAUAUUCACUGAAAUGGAUGCUAAGACUGUGACUGCCUCUAUAAAACCAAAGUGUGGGCGUAUGAUCAGCUUCUCAUCUGGAGGAGAGAACCCACAUGGGGUGAAGGCAGUCACCAAAGGACAGAGGUGUGCUGUGGCUCUGUGGUUCACCUUGAACCCACUUUAUAGAGAAUUGGAACGAAUAAAGGCCGAUGAAGUGAUUGCAAUCCUGGAUCAGGAGCAGCAAGGAAAGCAUGAACUGAACAUUAACCCCAAAGAUGAGCUAUAAAAACAAGAAAGAAAGUUCUAUCAAAUAUUUAUUUAAAUUGUUAAUCUUAAAAGAACCUUUUUAUUUUUGUACAGAGCCAUGGUAUAAAUUAACAGGUUAAUAUGAGUCAUUAGAUCUCCCUUCUGUUCCUUAGGGUGCUAGCUUUGCUUCACUUCUGUCUUUCUUGGUUUUUCUU
Messenger RNA from Marmota flaviventris (yellow-bellied marmot), 2472 nucleotides. RefSeq names its product prolyl 3-hydroxylase 2 (gene P3h2). Gene Ontology annotation, molecular function: L-ascorbic acid binding; protein binding; iron ion binding. Gene Ontology annotation, biological process: collagen metabolic process. Gene Ontology annotation, cellular component: endoplasmic reticulum. NCBI's taxonomy places the organism in Eukaryota, Metazoa, Chordata, Mammalia, Rodentia, Sciuridae. The record is from RefSeq and is a predicted model, not a curated record.